AUGCCCCGAUUCCUACACCCAACACAGUCUGGUGUCCACCGUUUAGCAUGCCUUUCUCUCUAUCGCGCCCUGCUCUCACAGUGCUCGAAGCCAUGGCUCACAAACUCGAAGGCAUCGCAUAUACGAGCGCUAAUACAGGCUAGAUUCCAUAUAGAUAAGCCGAUCGAGAGUCCAAGUCGAAUUGAGAAGUCCUUGAAAGCAGGCUAUGAGGCUUUGAAUUUGAUGAAAUCAUGCGCAAAUGGAGAUGCUAUAAGCAUAGAACGAGUUGAUUCCCUUAUAGCCGGAACUCAGCCUUUCCUUGAGCGGUAUCAGCAGAAACGCGCCCGGUUGGCCCGUGAACGCCAGGAAAAAGAGCUUGAAGAUGCAAGGAAGAAGCAGCAAAAACGCCGAUUCAGCGCCAAAAGAGUGUUGGAGUCAGUCCUGGCGCGACCUUACCCUACUGUUUCCGGUAUACGCCGUGUUCCCCGAUUCGCAUGUGCGCGUGGCAUUCCAUUCCUUAGAAUCAAGAAACCUCAGCCGAAGAACUUGAGCGUGGCCAUACAGAUCAGACAGGAUGCUCGAUGGAAGAAUAUUCUACGCAGGCAAGAGCUGGGUGUCGAUUCCCUCUUCGCAAAGGAUGAAGAUACGUGGGAUGCAAUCACUUCGAAAACGGAGGCCGACACGUGGGAUAAGGCUAUCCAACAGAAUAUCAGUCGUGUGGUGGAUACAAUUAAGAAAGGAGAUGAGAGGGAUCUCGAGCUGGCGAGGAAGAUGUGGAAUGUUGUUGUGGCUGAGAGACGACUGGCUGAGAAAGAGGCCAGGCAACGGGAGAAGGUGGGUCAGGCUGCCGAGACAAAGCCAGGUUCUUCACAUCCUACGACUCAGCGUUGA
This is a messenger RNA of Nannizzia gypsea CBS 118893, 870 nucleotides long. RefSeq lists its product as hypothetical. The coding region runs from base 1 to 870 and encodes 289 amino acids. The transcript is spliced from 3 exons. The record is from RefSeq and is a predicted model, not a curated record. Lineage: Eukaryota; Fungi; Ascomycota; Eurotiomycetes; Onygenales; Arthrodermataceae.